CUCUCGCGCCGGUGCUGGUAAAUAAAGGGAAAACAGACAUUUCGAAAUAAAGCGAGUUAAUCAUUGUCUGUCGGUGACACGCGCUUUCACGAAGAGGAAUAUAAAAAUAUGCACGAAUGCAGUUUUUAUUAGAAGUUCCCCGGAUUGCACAAUUUGAGCGAUUUUGGAGGCUAAACCGGGCACGUGCAUCAGGGCUGAUUUUUUUUUUUUUCUGUAAUAUGUAGUAUUACAAAUCUGCUGGUGUCGAUGUUGUGAAGUUGUCAAAGUGAACGUGCGCUUUUGACGCCCUGGAGAAAAGCGGAGUCUAUGUGUGGCGCGCGCUGAUUGCUCGGUAGGCGUCGGGCGCGCGCUCUGUCACCGGGCGGGCGGAGUUCCCGGCGCGUCGCGUGCUUCAAAGCGCAAGCUCGGAGAAAAAGCCGCGGGACUUUUCCGCCAGGCAGCAGUUCCAGUGCCAGUGCGCUCACGAGCCGGCCAGUGCGUACGCGACUCCCACGGACCAUCAACACGCGACUAUUUACAACCAGACUGACAAAAAAAAAAAAAAAGAAUAAUAAUGGAUGCGUUAAACGGCGGAUACUGAAUUUCCAAACAUUUUUCGGUGCCGUGCAGGAAAACGACCUGGGAAGAGGAUGAGCAGAAGAAUACACAUGCCAUAGACUCAUUCAACACGGACUGUUGGUGUAAAAACCCUCGUGCGCUUUUUUUUGUUUGUUUGUUUUUGUUUGUUACUUUUGUGUGUCGUCCUCGCAAUGCUGGUGCGCCGUAGCGGCCCGGUGGUGUGCGCUCGCGCUCCAAGGCGCGGACACAAGCGCGUGGACAGCGAGGAGACCGCAGCCAAAAGCCCGAGACUGAGCGAGUGUGUGGGGGGAGACACGGCUCUUUUCCUGGCCGCCUCUCCAGUGGCUCCUCGCAGCGGGAGCGCAGUGUCGGCGUGCGCGGCCGCGGGGCCGUCCCGCAUCGGCCAGUUCCUGCUCCUGCCCUCGGUGGACCCGUCCGCCACACACAGCGCGUGGGACAUGGACACCGGCGAGGAGCUCGUGUGCAAGGUGUUUGACAUGGGCCAGUACCAAGAGAAGAUCAGAGCUUACAGCGUGCUGGCAAGACACAGGAAUAUCGCUCAGAUCAAAGACAUUAUCCUCGGGGAACGCAAGGCCUAUGUGUUCCAAGAGAAGGACUAUGGCGACAUGCACACUUUUGUAAAGAGCUGCAAGCGUCUGCCUGAAGAGCAAGCCUCGAAGCUUUUUUUUCAGAUAGCCUCCGCAGUGGCCCAUUGCCACCAGAACGGCAUAGUGCUGGGAGACCUGAAACUCCGCAAGUUUGUGUUUGCAGAUGAGAAGAGGACCCAUUUAAAGCUAGGAGGCCUGGAGGACUGUCGGAUCCUGUCCAGUGAGGACGAUUCAGUUUCGGACACACACGGCUGCCCAGCUUACGUCAGUCCAGAAAUUCUGAGUGGUGGAGGCAGCUACUCAGGGAAGCGAGCGGAUGCCUGGAGCCUAGGCGUCAUGCUCUACACAAUGCUGGCAGGCCGCUACCCGUUCCAUGACUCAGACCCAGCCACGCUCUUCUCCAAGAUACGGCGUGGUGCCUACGGCCUGCCCGAGGGCCUCUCAGCACGGGCACGCUGCCUCGUGCGAAGCCUCCUGCGCAGGGAGCCCAGUGAGAGGCUGAGCGCCACCGACGUGCUCCUCCACCCAUGGUUCCGCGGUGGCUCCGAACACGAAAUCGACGAACAAGAAGUCAGCUCGACUGAGCAGAGAGUGCCUCAGGUGCACGUGGAGUUGAACGAGCAUCUCUUCUGCUGACAAAAACUUCUCAAUGGCUCUGAUUUGGACCAAAAUUUGAAGGUUUCUGUAAUUGGAGCAGCUCUUUUCCUGAUGAAACUACACCAUGGUUCAAAUUAAAAACUGAAUGGUUCUUUAAUUUAGAGCAGGAUAAGCAGCUAUUCUGCUGAUGAGAUCUCGCCAGGGGUUUGGCUUUGAGACAAAAACUCAGAUGUGCUCUUACGGGUUCUUAAAUUUUAGACUUCGGCACAGCCAUAAUUUACAGGCUCUCAAAUGUUAGUCCUCAAUGGUUUGGAUUUGGACCAAAAACUCUUUGACCCACCCUUAUGGAUCCUUAAAUUUUAGACUUGGGAACACUUGUUAAUGUUAAUUUAUGGGUUCUUUAAUGUGUAUGCACUUGUGUAUGCGCUCAAAGUGCCAUAUUGUCUAUGUUAGGCUAAGAGGCUUGAUGCACAUUGGUUGGCCUACAAUGAAGUGAUUUUGGUGCUAAUGACCUCCUUUAUCAUGCUGUAUGAAGUGAGCACUGAGGCAUGGAAAAUACAAGGCUGUCAUCAAGAUGACAAACCUCAGCUGAGUCCUGAGGACUCUAAACGUAUUAACUAAAGAGGGGGAAGGAACAUGAGCCUGAACUGUAGCUCUACUCACACUGUCCAAUACAGAGGAAUUCACUAACUCACUAGUUGAAUACAACAGCACCAAAAAAGAGCAUGGACUCAAAUAUAUAUCAAAAUUGAGGUGAAUGUGUGACAUCAUAACUCUCCAAAAGGUGUGAAAGGAGUGAAAUGAAAAGGCCAGUCUCUGACCUCUGGGCCUGACAAUGCUUUUGUGGGCAGUAGCUGACCAUUGCAACUACUAGUAUUGGAUUAAACCUUGUCUAAAGCAUAUCCCAGCUCUCACUGUCAUCAUUUCCUGUAUGAUCUUUGAACCACAUACUAAAAAAUAUGUGUUAAAAUGUGUUAAAAUAUUAUGUAAUGUUAUGUUAAACUGUAGCCAGUAAGCAAAUUUAUACUGCAGUAGUGUAAGACUAUUUAAAUGGAUAUUGAAGGACACUGAAGGACAUAAGUACCAUAUCCAUAGCAAAUGCAACAUUUCCUUACUUGAAUUAGUGAAACAUGGUGCUUUUAGCACAGCAGAAAGUUCAUGUGUAGUCUUGACAGAGAAGUGGAUUAAGCUGAAAUUAUUCUGUAUGACAUGGUUUUUUUUUUUGUUUGUUUUUUUUUUAAACUUUUGAUCUACUGUAAUCCAAGGUGACUAAUAAACCCAUAAUAGCUCAGCUGAAAGGAUAGAACCUAUUUUUGGAGGCUCUAAUGUUUCCUCCCCCUCUGUUGCGGGAAGUUGUACUGUAUGUUACCUCUGAGGCAAAGUGCCGGCUCAUAACAAUGUGGAGGUUGCAAAAUGACCUGUCCAUGCAUUGAGAGUGUUGACACGGGUGCGCAAAGUUCAUAUUGCACUGUGAAUUCUGUAUUUUGUGACACGACCUCAAGGUUAAACCAUGAGGCCCUAACGGAAAAUAUUAAUUGUAAAAGGACAAUGUGUAAAUAUGUACAUUGUAAGUGUGUGAACAGAUUGAAUAAAGAUGACCUUUUUCCAUA
This is a messenger RNA of Pangasianodon hypophthalmus (striped catfish), 3373 nucleotides long. It is a transcript of the gene trib1, whose product is annotated as tribbles pseudokinase 1. The record is from RefSeq and is a predicted model, not a curated record. Lineage: Eukaryota; Metazoa; Chordata; Actinopteri; Siluriformes; Pangasiidae. Gene Ontology annotation, biological process: positive regulation of proteasomal ubiquitin-dependent protein catabolic process; regulation of MAP kinase activity; protein phosphorylation. Gene Ontology annotation, molecular function: mitogen-activated protein kinase kinase binding; ATP binding; protein kinase activity. The transcript has 3 exons. Gene Ontology annotation, cellular component: nucleus. The coding region runs from base 750 to 1802 and encodes 350 amino acids.